Molecule: messenger RNA, 705 nt
Organism: Drosophila ananassae
Lineage: Eukaryota; Metazoa; Arthropoda; Insecta; Diptera; Drosophilidae
Product: GTP-binding nuclear protein Ran, testis-specific isoform
Exons: 1
Coding region: 1-705 (234 amino acids)
Biological process (GO): protein import into nucleus; ribosomal subunit export from nucleus
Cellular component (GO): nucleus; cytoplasm
Molecular function (GO): GTP binding; GTPase activity
Source: RefSeq, a predicted model, not a curated record
AUGAACUAUAAGCCAAAUUGGUCAAGUCAAUAUACGUACAAAUGCCUGCUGCUGGGCAAUACCCGAGUGGGAAAAUCCACUUUCAUGAGGCUAUUAUCCACCGGAAAUUUUACGGAGGAGCAUCUGCCCACCAAGGGACUCAUGGUGCACACUCUGCUCUUGGAAACUAACUACCAACCACUCGCUCUGCAGCUCUGGGACGUGGCUGGCGACUGUCAGCACGGUGGAUUACACAACGGGUACUAUUUCCACGCCCGGUGUGCCAUCAUAAUGUUCGAUCUGAGUGAAAUUUCCUCAGCGGCCAGUGUGGCGGAGUGGGUGCGUGAGCUGGAGGCGAUUUGCGGCCCAGAUCUUCCCGUGGUGAUCUGCGGAAAUAAGGCGGAUUUGAAUCCAUUUCCUCGCGAAUUGUUGCUUCGUCGUCGCGGAAACGUAAACUACUGCGAAAUAUCCUGUAAGGCCGCUUGGAAUCUCAAGGAGCCUUUGGAGCUGCUCUCCCGCUGUCUGUUGGGAUACAGCAAGCUGCAUCUGAUCUCCGAGCCCAUCAUCCAACCGGUGACCGGAUGCGAGGUGGAUAAGCAAAAGAUGGAAGGUCGUGUUAGGGAUAUAAGGAAUCGGGCUCUAGUCGAGGAGGACCAAAAAGGCGGUCAGGAUGGUCAGAAUAGACAUCAAAGGACCAAAGCACAGCAGUACAUAGUAUUAAAUUGA